AUGUGGAAGAGGCUGAUUGUGCUAUUAAGCGUUAGCAGCUUUGCGAGCAAUGUCGAUGGUCAAAGACUUGCAGUGGAAAUGUGCAAUCAGUACCAGCAGGACUGCAGUAAACCAAGACUGCGACGGGUGGUUUCGGGAGGUGAACAAGCACGAUAUGGCGAGUUCCCGCAUCAUGCCUUGCUGGGCUACCUCAAGACCGAUUUAGAACACGAAUAUGAUUUUUUUUGUGGCGGAACGCUUAUCAGUGAUCGACACGUGCUGACCGCUGCUCAUUGCUUCGCUACGGAAUACCCAUCAGUUGCUCGUCUUGAGGAGUACCACAUAAAGAUCAAGACGGAACAUGUCAACGAUAUUCCUAUUGAAGGGUACUUGAGGCAUCCUGAGCACAAGUUUGGAAAAGUCUACCACGAUAUUGCACUAGUGAAGCUGGAACACCGGGUGUAUUUUACUCCAUCCAUUCGUCCAGCAUGUCUUUGGGACUCGGAGAUCCGCAACAAUGCCGUGUUCGUUGCCCUCGGAUUUGGUUACACUGGCAUGUAUGGGGAUCGCUCCGCAAAAAUGAUGAAGGUUGCGUUGCAAAAGUUUCCAAAAGAAGAUUGCGCUAAAAGAUUGGACAUAUUUGACCGUUUCGAUCGUGGCAUAACCAAUGGUCUAUUGUGCGUCGGUAGCAACUAUAGCAAACGUGACACUUGCGAGGGAGACUCUGGCGGUCCUCUGCAGUUCCCGAAUCCAAGAACCUGCAUAUUUCACGUUGUUGGUAUCAUUUCCACCGGACUGAAAGGAUGUGGGAUUGGGAAGUCGAGAGCAGUUUACACCAAGGUUUCACAUUACCUCGAUUGGAUUGAAGACAACGUUUGGGGACCCAAUGCGAAUUCAACUGAUACUUAUGAAGCAGUUCCGAAACAGAAAUUUCAAACGAAAUGA
This is a messenger RNA of Anopheles coustani, 924 nucleotides long. Its product is annotated as serine protease snake-like. Gene Ontology annotation, molecular function: serine-type endopeptidase activity. The record is from RefSeq and is a predicted model, not a curated record. Lineage: Eukaryota; Metazoa; Arthropoda; Insecta; Diptera; Culicidae. Gene Ontology annotation, biological process: proteolysis. The coding region runs from base 1 to 924 and encodes 307 amino acids. The transcript has 3 exons.